GUAUGACAGAUUUCGCAUUAACAACAUUCAGUAGUAAAGGAAAACUAUUAUAAAUUGAAUAUGCUCUUAAUGCUGUUGCAAAAGGAGACACAGCUAUUGGAAUUAAAGCUAAAAAUGGUGUUGUUUUGGUAGUAGAAAAGAAACAAUCAUCAAUUUUGGUUGAAGAAUCCAGUGUUUAAAAGGUUUCACUAUUGACAGAUAAUAUUGCAGCCACAUAUGCAGGAUUGGGUCCAGAUUUCAGAGUCCUUGCAUAAUAAGCUAGAAAAUUGGUUAAAAAAUAUGAUCUUAAAUAUCAAGAGGAAAUAUUUGUAUAAACAUUAAGCAGAGAAUUAGCAGAAGUAUAUAAUAAAUUUAUAAAUUAGGAUGUAUAAGUGGCAACUUAAAGAGGAGGUAUUAGACCAUUUGGAGUUUCAAUUUUGAUUGCAGGAUAUGAUGAAGAAGGUCCCCAUUUAGUUUAACUUGAUCCAAGUGGAGCUUAUUAUAGUUGGAAGGCUACUGCAAUUGGAAAGUAAGCAAAGAAUGCAAAGGCAUUUUUAGAAAAGAGAUAUAAUGCAGAUAUGGAGAUUGAAGAUGCCAUAAAUACAGCAUUAUUGACUUUGAAAGAAGGGUUUGAAGGUAUAAGAUAAAUAUAAUUUUUAAUUAGGUUAGAUAACCCCUACAAAUAUAGAAGUAGGAGUGAUUAGAGAUGAUCAUGUGUUUAGAAUAUUGCCUCCAUCAUAGGUAAAGGAUUAUUUGGAAGAGUUAGAAUGA
Paramecium pentaurelia is the source of this 750-nucleotide messenger RNA. NCBI's taxonomy places the organism in Eukaryota, Ciliophora, Oligohymenophorea, Peniculida, Parameciidae. The record is from the annotation of a GenBank genome assembly.